GACAUUAAAUUGACAAAUAUGACUGAUCUCUAUCAUGUUCUACUCUUAGAAAUUUAAAACAAAUUCCUAAAUAUUUUGAAUAUUUAUUUAACCUUCCAUUUUUUUUAAAUAUUCAGCCAAUAAACCAUGUGAACUUGCACAAAGGUAAGAUCAGGUUGUUUGAGUUUUUUUGAGGAGCUGAAUUUAUUGCUAUUCAAUUGUUCGUCUUUCAUUUGAAAUAAUUAUGCACUUAGGUCUAUUUUAAUGAAAAAAUCAUAUAUAUUGAAUGUAUUGCAAUUAUUAGAACAAUUUUCGAUCAGCUUCUACAAUAAAACAUGAACAUUGAUUAUUAACUUAUUAUCAGUACAAAUUUAUACUAUGUUGAAAAGCCAAUAUGCUCAAGAUUUAACAAAAAAUAUGUCAAAACUGAGAAGGAAGAGUGUUAAAGUCUUGAAAUUUUGAAAGUCAUCUAAAUAGGGACAUAGUAUCUGAAUGUAAUGAUAAUCCGAUCUUUGGAUUUGACAUGAUCUUUUAUUAGUUAAAUAUUCAAAUUGGAAAUGGAACAUACCUUUAUUGUCACUUUAUAGUUGGUUAUUUUUAUUUUGACGUCACUUGUCAUUUGUCAGUGCCCAUAAACACUCACUGGCAUGCGUGGUGUGUUCUUUUCUUUUCUAAAAACUUGACAAAAAUGGGUAUCGACAUAAAUCAUAAAUAUGAUCGGAAAGUUAGGAGAACAGAACCUAAAAGUCAAGAUGUAUAUCUAAGGCUCUUAGUAAAACUUUACCGUUAUUUAGCCCGUCGUACAAAUGCUAAAUUUAACAAAAUCAUUCUUAAAAGAUUGUUUAUGAGUAAAAUAAACAGGCCACCACUUUCGCUAUCUAAAUUAGCUCGUUUAAUGAAGAAACCUGGCCGUGAAGGACUUACGGCAGUUAUUGUAGGAACAGUAACUGAUGAUGCCAGAAUUUUUGAAAUUCCAAAAUUAUCUGUUUGUGCUCUUCGUGUAACCCAAACUGCAAGAGCAAGAAUUUUGAAAGCUGGUGGUGAAGUUAUUACAUUUGACCAACUGGCACUUAGAGCUCCAACCGGUUCUAAAACAGUUUUGUUACAAGGCAGACGCAAUGCUCGUGAAGCUGUGAAGCACUUUGGUCUAGCUCCUGGUGUACCACACAGUCAUACUAAACCGUUGGUUCGUUCAAAGGGACGUAAAUUUGAAAGAGCUCGUGGACGCAGGCGAUCAUGUGGUUACAAGAAAUAGAUUAGUUGAUCUUUAUGUUACUACUGGAUUUGUAUUUAUUUUUUAAAUAAAUAGGAACUUCAGUAAAAUGCA
Messenger RNA from Diorhabda sublineata, 1306 nucleotides. It is a transcript of the gene RpL18, whose product is annotated as 60S ribosomal protein L18. Gene Ontology annotation, cellular component: ribosome; cytosolic large ribosomal subunit. Gene Ontology annotation, molecular function: structural constituent of ribosome; RNA binding. The coding region runs from base 668 to 1234 and encodes 188 amino acids. Lineage: Eukaryota; Metazoa; Arthropoda; Insecta; Coleoptera; Chrysomelidae. The transcript is spliced from 4 exons. The record is from RefSeq and is a predicted model, not a curated record. Gene Ontology annotation, biological process: translation.